Molecule: messenger RNA, 1760 nt
Organism: Brassica oleracea var. oleracea
Lineage: Eukaryota; Viridiplantae; Streptophyta; Magnoliopsida; Brassicales; Brassicaceae
Exons: 8
Coding region: 138-1589 (483 amino acids)
Source: RefSeq, a predicted model, not a curated record
CGUCACUCUCUUACAACUUUUAUGGUUGUUCCUUCCCCUUUGUCCUUUUAUUUCAAACGCCGGAACCAAUUUCCCACCAAAGCCCACCUAUCUUUCACUUUGGCGCAAUCCGAUCAACCCUUACUCUUGCCGACGUCAUGUCACCCUCUCGCCAGACGUCGAACGGUUCUCGCUGCUCAUGCGUCAUCGAUGGAAUCACCGGCGAUGAUUCCGGUGAAUCGUUUGUCCUUACAUGCAACCAUUGCAACGGGUCCAAUUCGAUAAAACCCGAUCUCUCGUCCUCUUGCUCUCCGUCUAGAUCAAAAUCGGAUGAUUCGGAGAAGCUGCGAAGAAUCAUCGUCGCUUCCAUCAAAGCAUUCUCCAUAGGUACUGGAAUCAAAGGUGGAUUAGCUAUUUUCUCCAUCUUUGCUCGUUUGGCUCGACGUAGAUCUUCUUCUCAAUCGAGGAGAACCGGUGAUUUCUCGAAUAGUGAAGCUAUUGCCAUGGGGAUUAAGGAAACUCUAAGAUACGGUCUAUUUUUGGGAACCUUUGCUGGUACUUUUGUCUCUGUAGAUGAAGCUAUUUCUUCUUUGGCUGGAGACCAAAGAACUGCAAAAUGGAGGGCUCUUUUUGCUGGUUUAGUGGCUGGGCCAUCUAUGCUUCUCACUGGACCAAACACACAACACACGAGCUUAGCUGUUUACAUUUUGAUGCGUGCGGCGGUUCUUGCGUCACGGUGCGGCAUUAAAAGCAAACGGUUUGGUUCAAUUUGCAAGCCGCUUACAUGGAAACAUGGGGACUUGUUUCUCAUGUGUCUCUCAUCUUCACAGAUUUUGUCUUCGUACAUUUUAAAGCAAGAUAGUCUUCCUUCAUCGUACAAAUCUUUCCUUAACAAACAAGGUGGGAAGGAUCUUUCUAUCAUACAGGGCGUUAAAGAUAUCGCAAGCGCCAAACCAUUCACCAAUUUAAGGGCAAUUGAGAAAUAUUACAAAUCUGUUGGAGUUGAUAUCAAACUUGAUCCUAACAUGAAAGUCCCCUGUUCGAUAAUUCAUGGAAAAGAGUCAUGUACUAAGCAUGCUCUUACAUUUUUCCUUCAAGCUUACAAGAGGGCGUUACCUGUCUAUGUCCCUGUCUACUUGAUCCCAGCGCUGAUAGUCCAUCGUCAAGACCUGCUAAAAAAGCAAUACUCAAUACUCGGUAAGGGUCUUCUUGGCACUGCGAGAUCAAGUUUGUUUCUCUCUACUUACUGCACUUCGUCCUGGGCCUGGACUUGCCUGCUUUUCCGGAUAUUUGAGACAUGCAGCAUACCGAUCGUGGCCAUAGCAACGUUCCCAACAGGUCUGGCUUUAGCAAUUGAAAAGAAAAGCAGAAGGAUAGAGAUAUCACUCUACUGCUUAGCGAGGGCAAUAGAGAGCUUCUUCACAUGCAUGACAGAUGCAGGAUACAUUCGACCGCCCAAGAUUCUAAGAAGAGCAGAUGUGGUCGUGUUCAGCGUUUCCACAGCCAUUAUAAUGCACUGCUACGCGCAGGAAAGAGAAGUGUUUCGAUCAAAAUAUUUGAACGUCCUAGAUUGGGUUUGCGGUGUUCCUCCUCCUCGUGAAAAAACAUAGAGACAUUUACUUUCCUAUUAUCGACUUCAGAAGGUAAAACAUAAGUUACUUGUGUUUUUUAACUUUUAACGAAAAGUAGAAUUUGGUCGUAGAAUGUUCAUUUAAUAGUCUGUAGGAGUUUUCGUUUCGGGUUUUGGGAUAUCUAAUGAAGAGUUUUAAGCGAUAGGCCAA